This is a messenger RNA of Malus domestica (apple), 441 nucleotides long. The record is from RefSeq and is a predicted model, not a curated record. Lineage: Eukaryota; Viridiplantae; Streptophyta; Magnoliopsida; Rosales; Rosaceae.
AUGGGAGGGAAGGUGAAGAGAGUGGAAGAGAGGGAGGUGGGUGGGAGGCUCGAGAGGGAGAAAGGGGGGUUGCGGGGAGGUGGGGGUGGGUGGGGUUCUGGGUUUGGAAAGAAGGGAUGGGGGAGAAUCGACACCGACGAGGGGGUUGAUGCGGGAAAAUCGGAGAGGGGAGGUAGAGAGCCAGUGGCGCUUGAGAAUAGGGGAGAAUGUGAUAAAGGGGGCGGUGAUGAGAAAGAAGUCGUCGGUACAGAAGAAGGAGGAGGAAUAGGGGAAGGUGAGAGAGGGGAGGCAGAACCAGAGGUUGGAGAUGGGGUCAAAGGCGAACAACUGGUUGAAGUUGGAGGAGGUAUUGUGGGAUCUGGAUUUGGGGAAGAUGGGAGAGAGGCGCGGAUGAGGGUGGGAUCCAAGUUUGGGGAAGAUGGGAAGGAGAAGAAAGGGUGA